Salpingoeca rosetta is the source of this 4080-nucleotide messenger RNA. RefSeq lists its product as uncharacterized. The record is from RefSeq and is a predicted model, not a curated record. Gene Ontology annotation, cellular component: membrane. Gene Ontology annotation, biological process: glycolipid biosynthetic process. The coding region runs from base 1 to 4080 and encodes 1359 amino acids. Lineage: Eukaryota; Choanoflagellata; Craspedida; Salpingoecidae. Gene Ontology annotation, molecular function: galactosylceramide sulfotransferase activity; glycosyltransferase activity. The transcript is spliced from 3 exons.
AUGAGCCCACGAUUGUCGUCGAAGCUGUGGCUGGUGCUGGCAGUGUCGCUGGUGAUCAACGCAUACUUCUUCGUGCUGCGCCCAGCGACCACAGAUCCCACGCACCCAAGAUCGCCAGACACGCUGCAGCAGCAACAGCAGCAACAGCAACAGCAGCAUCACUUUGAUGUCGACCAAACCAAGGCAACAGAUCCACCAUCACUGUUGCAGCAACAGCUUGAAGAGCAGCUGCGACAGCGCCGCGAGCUGGAGGCCCAGCUGGAGGCGAAGCAGAGCGAGAAGCAGCGCCUCGAACAGAAGCACAAGGCCGAGAAGGAGCAGCGCGAACGCAUCGAGAAGCAGCUGGAGGAGAAGCGGCAGCGGGAAGAGAAGCACCAGCAGGAGCUUGAACAGAAGAAGUCCGAGCUCGAGCGCCAGCAGCAACGCCUGCAUGAGCAGCAGCAGAAGCUCAUCCAACAACAACAGGAGAUUGAGAAGCACAAGGAACAACAGCAGCUCCUGGAACAGGAGCACGAGACCCUGCUCCUGCAACAGAAGCAGCUGCAAGAGGAACAGAAGCAGCAACGCGAAGAAGAGCAGCAGAACCAAGCACAAGACCACCACCACCACCACCACCAGCAGCAGCAGCAGCAGCAAUCCAAGAAUGACGGCGGCAAACAGCCCGAUGCUGACUCGGAACGCGCCAUUGACAAGGACCCAAGCGUUUCGAAAGCGGACGACGAUGGUGAUGACGAUGAAGGUGACGAUGAUGACACGCAGACUGUGCUGAAGCACCAGAAGGCGAUUGAAGGUGAUGAUGACGACGACGAUACGCCAGAUCAGGAGCCCCAGCCAGAGCCAAGCGAUCGGGACCAGCGCAAUGGCGGUGGUGACGCUGGCGGGGACGCUGAUGAUGGUGGCGAUGGCGAGGGCAGCGACGAUGAUGAUGAAACGCGUGGUUGGGACAAAAACACGGCACUGGACGCCCUCCCGUACCGUAACCUCCUCAACCAGCGCACACCGCGUGUGCUUGUGUUUGUCAUUACGGGCGGCAAGAAGGCCAGCGUGAAGACCAACAGAAAGGCCGUGUUGGAGACGUGGUUUGACAAGGACACGUACUUUGUCACACUCGAGGAUGUGCCAACAGGGAAUGUGAUUCGCCUUUCCCCCGAAGCCGAGGCUGGCGGCCACCGCGGCUUGCCUGUCAAAGUCAAGCACAUGUUCCAAUACAUGUACGAGCACUUCUUGGACGAAUACGACUGGUUUGUCAAGGCCGAUGACGACACGUACAUCAACAUGGACCGGCUGAAGAAAACGCUCUCUGUGUACAACCCGGAGAUUCCCGUGUACAUUGGCAAGCCCUUCUCCACCAAGACCAAAGGCGUCGAUGGGCCCAGCCCGCUCUGGCGCGACUUCACCACCAUAGGCUUCUGCCACGGUGGCGCAGGAUAUGUCCUCAGCCGGGAACUGCUGCGGAUUGUCGGACCGUACUUCCGCGACUCCCCCUCCGUCACUGCACUGGAGGACGCAGCCAUCUCCUCUGUGCUGUACCAGCACUCGGGUGUGCGCUGUAUCAACACCAAUGCGCGCAUGUUUGGUGGGCUGGACCUCGUGCACAACAGCCACGACCAGAAGUACAUCAUGCGCACGCUGGACAAGUACGAGAAGCGGGAGCCAGUGACGCUGGUGAAGACCGCAACCAUCCACUCCGUCAAGGCCAACACCACCUACCACAUCCACGACAUGUACCAACGCAUCCUGCAGACGCCCUCCAUUGUGGAGCAGACGGACAAGCUCGCCGAGCGCGACCUGGAGAGCCGCCGGUGGCAGCUCGUCACCAGCUGGAACUGCACCCUCACCCCGCCAUUCCCAGACCAGGUUGCCCACGACGCCAUCUGCCAGCAGUCUGCGCUCAUUUCCGAGCCGCCGCGCCGCCCGCAGCACAUCGACGCCCUGGACGCCGCCGUCUCCGAGAUUGACACGUACAUGCCCUGCGCCGGCGCAGACAACAAGGGGUCGGCCCCCAUCUUUGCAUUUGCCCGGCUGCAGAGCGUGCGGGACGAGGCGAACCACGGCCCUCCGCGCGUGCAGGCCGGGGCGGCGCCACCGCCAGGGGGGGACACCAAGCGCAACGUGGUCAUGGUGGUGAUUGACAGCCACAACGAGCAGGCGCGGGCGUCACUGGCGCUACUGGUGCGCUCGCUGCGCGCCGUCGGGAGCACGGCGGACGUGGUGGUGUUUGCGCCCAGCCGCGACUGGGUGGAGCCCACGGUCAAGGGCCAGUGCGGCAUGCGCGUGGUGGAGUUUGACAACGCAAAGGUGGUGCAGGCGUACCAGGACGCGUACGUGACCAAGCCAACCGAGGACGUGCUGUACUUUGCGCUGUUUGAAACGUUCCUUCAGCGGUACAAGCAGCGGUACGAGCUGGCCCUGCACGCGCGGGUGGACACGUUCUUCCAGCGCAACCCGUUCACCACGGUGCCCACGCGCAACGGGCUGGUGCUGUUUGUGAACAACCCCGUGGUGACCAUGGACCAGGUGGAGUGCUUUGCGGGCUUCCUGCGCAUCAACGAGAAGGCGACCAUGGUCUCCGUGCGCGUGGCCAUGGGCACCACGCAGGCGCUGCGCGACUUCUAUGCGCGGUCCAUGAAGCCCAUGGGCCGUGCCCGGCGCUGCGCCUUUGAUGCUCUCGUCAUGCUCAACACCUUCCGCAAGGAGUACGCGCAGGACAACCCCGUGCUGGUGCUGGCGCCCUGGGACGGCCCGCUGGCGACGCUGGGCCACGAGCUCGAGUACGACUACACCAACGAGACGGAUGCGCGCAACCGAGGCCGCGUCGUGUACCGCAACGUCGCCGGCGUGGCCACGAGCAUCGUCACGGGGUACAUGAACCUGCUCGAAUUUGACGCCGCGGGCGUCCUGCAGGUGCCGACCGAGCGCCCCAAGACGCGGGUGGAGCUUGCCCUGGCGACGCUUCCGGCGCGGCUGCACGACCCCGUGCUGCGCACGUGCUCCUUUCACGACCCGUCGCCGCAGGAGUGGCCGCUGAGCAGCAAGGCGUACCUGCGCUGGUCCGCGCUGGCCGGGGCAGGCGCACAGACGUUUGAUCUGAACACGUUCCGCCCCGUGUGGGAGCUGCUGGCGCAGUACAACAUGUACUGGAACGACCCGAAGCAGCCCUCCGUGAAGAAGGUGGCGUUCCCGGCCACCCACCGCACGGGGGCAGCCAUCCUGUCUGCGCUGUACUUUAGGUACGCCGCGCGCCACCACCUGCGCGUGCGGCACGUGGGCAGCUGGCCGUUCAACCCGCCGGAAGAGCUCAACGCUGAGGCGCUGCAGAAGCAGGGGGAGGUGGGCACCUACGACAUGUCUAUGAGCCAGAUCUCGGCCAAGGGCAUGUGGCACUCGGACUUUGACACGGCAGUGUCGUACUACAACACGCUGCUGGGGAGUGACUACAAGCUGACCAUCAUGUUUGAGGAGCCGAGCCAGCACUACAUCAACUGGCUGUACUUCUUCAUCAUUCCCAAGGCGCAAAAGAAACCGCCGUCGCAGGUGCUGGACGAGUUUCUGUCACACCGCUUCAACCGCAACUUGCAGAUGCAGGAGCUCUCCGUGCGCACCAACGCGCAGUUUGAGGAGUUUGUGACGCGCCACCUGUCCCGGUUUGAUUUGAUUCUGUUGCGGGAGCGGCUUGAUGAGUGCCUGGUGCUGAUGCGGCGCAUGUUCAACUGGAGCCUGUUGGACAUCACGUAUCUCAAGCCCGUGGAGACAGGCCGCCGCUUUGAUGGCAAGAUGAUGAAGGCCGCCCCUCGGGCGCGUGGGCUUGAGCCCAAGGUGCGCGAUGCAAUCAAGAACCUGCUGCCGCUUGACUACCGCAUGUGGGAGCUGGCAAACAAGCGAUUGGAUGAUCUCAUUGCCCAGCAGCCGCCCGACUUUCAGGAUGAGGUCAUUGCCUUUCAGAAAGUGCAAUCGGCGCUUGCGGAAGUGUGCAAGGCGCACCCUGACCACGCCGUGUGUCGCUGGUAUGCCCUGAGCGAGUACGACAUCAUUGGCAUGAUUGGACCGACGGGCUUCACCAAAGCCAUUCCUUUGCUGUAG